Messenger RNA from Triticum turgidum subsp. durum (durum wheat), 717 nucleotides. Lineage: Eukaryota; Viridiplantae; Streptophyta; Magnoliopsida; Poales; Poaceae. The record is from the annotation of a GenBank genome assembly.
AUGGACCGUCGGCUGGCUAAUAUCCAAGCCAAAUAUGAGCGAGUCCGUGAGCGGUUUACGUGGAGGCGCCACGUUACGGAUAACGGAUUAACAGCGUUGUCGCCCGUUGAAAAUCAGUUUCAUGAGUGGUGUAUGUACUUUAGCACGGCAGUUACAAUGGAGUCUAUUUUCCGACUUUUAGAAGGAAGGGACAUUUUCUUCUCAGUGCAACACCUGAAGGAAUUAAGUGAUGAGGCGAAACAACAAUAUCCUAAUAUGACGGCUGCCAAGCGUCUAUUGAAGAAGCUGGCUUAUGCCGGUGUGCUAAGCGAAACUGAUUACCAGGGUCGACCGCAAUAUGGUCUUCGAUACUGUGUCAGUGGCUUGCGUUCUUAUGAUUUGGACAACAUUCAUCACAUAAGAGCUGCUUUAUAUGAGCUACGGCGAGUUGGGCCGCUUCUGGCAGUUAUUCGUAUCAGUAAAAAUUACGACAAGUGCUGGAACACUGGUGAAGUUUACAAAUAUGAUCCGAAAAAUGUUUGUGGUGAUUCAGCUCGCGCACCAACACAUGCUAUCAGUGUUAUAUCUUUUGCUUUGGAGAACGGUCCGUUUUUUGACUGCCAAGACUCACACGGAGUCACUUUUGGCUCUGGUGGUUUCCUGAAGGUUGAUGUGACGUCAUUCAAAGAACUUUAUUCGUUCAGAGUUGUGGAGGUGUUCGGCGAUUGGACAGAUUGA